Messenger RNA from Fusarium sp. VM40, 3522 nucleotides. NCBI's taxonomy places the organism in Eukaryota, Fungi, Ascomycota, Sordariomycetes, Hypocreales, Nectriaceae. The record is from the annotation of a GenBank genome assembly.
AUGACAGACUCUCAGAUGCUUGCUCAGGCAGGCAGCAAUGAGUCGCAGGACAGCCAGGCCAUUCUCGAGGCCUACAGGGCCGAGUUUGGUGUCGGCACGCUCAGCAGUUCGCCUCCAAAGGUUGUGUCGUCUUCGAGAAUCCCUAUGAAAACCUCGAGACAGAUACCUUCACCAGCGAGUGAAGUUAUUGUGCCAUCAUCCGAUCCAACAGUUGUCGAAAACGUGGUUCCAAGGCGCUCGGCUCCCCACGACGCGUUAUCGGACAGAGCGCGUUCAGAGGGCCCCACUACCAAGAAUGACGAUCCGUCGCACUGGGACACGACUGGGGUGGCACUGACACAGUCGAAAAAGCAAUGUGCAACUCUCGAGGCCGAUGAGCUGAAUAGCGUUGCCCAGGGUCCUGAGAAUCACGUUAAAUCGAUUAGCAGCGUGAAUCCGAAAACUCGAGUACUUGACACAUUCAUCAGACCAAGAUACUCUGGCAACUUCCCUGCGCGUCAUGACAGCGCGAAGCCGCAAACAGUGCAAAACGAUGCACCCGAGCCUCUGAUUGGGACUAUCAAGCCCCCGACUAUCGCUGCAACCACAGCUCUGCGAAAGAUGGACUUCUCUCAGCAAACCCCGACACAGGUCAAUGACGAUCGUGAUUACAGUGAAUUCUGCGAUAUUGUACCUUCUAGUCCUGUGAACGGCGACACCCAGUCCGGAUCUCUUGAGCCCCGGACUCUUCAAGAUGACGAUACAGGAGCCGUCAACUUUGCGAACUUAAGCGAGUUGGGUCGACCUUCAUCCCAAAUCUCAGAAGAUGCAGGUUUCGAGAACACUAAAGGUGACUGGAGGCAUCCCGAUGGAACAUCACAGCUAAACAACGGCCAAACCCCUCAUCGACCACAUGCCCCCGCCUUUGAGACGCCUGCGGUCCCCAAGAAUCCCUUCGCAACGAAACCAAAUAUAGCUGCACCUCUGGCUGGAAGCCAAUUGUUUGGCCAGACGCAGUUCUCCUCUGCCAUCAAGCGUGUUAGCCCCACAUCCUCACGACCAUCUCCGAAUCUCUUCAACUCCAUCUCACCAAACAUAAUUGAGACGUCGCCAUUAAAGAAUCGAGCCAAUGUUUCUUCGCCAACCGAUAUACGUACGUCGAGUCCUCAACGACUGCACGAAAUACCCGAAACAUCACUACGAGAUGACCACGGAGAUCCAAUACGAGCACAAACGCCCCUUGGUGGUAGAUCUACAGGCGGUGACAUGAUCCCGGAGUCGCCCUCGUCCUCUGACGCUACACCUCGACCACAAGCACCAAGAUCUUCAAGUAAUACCGAGCCAAUGACACAUUACGAACCAAUGAAGAAGUCUCAGGAGAGGAAGACGAUUGAACCCGUGUUCAUAUCUCCAGUGGACUCUGACGACGAUUCCGACGAUGCUAUUCGACAGAUGGAAAGACGAAAGAAGAUUGAGCGGAAACGGGCCAAGGCUGCAGAAGAGAUGGGCCGGGUAAGCUUUACACCAAAGAUUAGACAUGACUCGGCAGAGAGGCUUUUAAGGAAGAAGAAAAGACCUGAAGAUGUUGAACACCCUCAUGGACUGCCCAAGAUUGACGCCAGUCUCAGCAAGGGGCAGGAACUCCCAGCUCUUGUGGAUGACUCUCAGAAGGGGGUAGCGGGCUCCAACGAGACGCUUCCUGUUGCAUCAACUAAAGCCACUCCGGGAAACAGCGCCCCCGAGAGCCGGGUAACUGACCAUGAUGGAGAUAUAAUCUUGGUGGAUGCUGGGAAGGUUGCGGUAGAUGAGGACAGGAUACCUGCAACUAGUCCGGCACCCAGUCCAGCGCCUUCUCUCCCACCCACAGCACCAGUUGAUUUUCCAACGCCGUCUGAGCCUGAGUUACCUAGACUCCGAGUCGACGACGAAGACCUGCGAGAAGGUUUCGAUGAGCACUCAGAGCCUUCUUCCUUGCCUCCACCACGGAAACGCACCAAUAGGACUUAUGGACGUGCAGUUAGGCAAAAGCGUAGGAAUCCUUUUCUGAGCUCUUCGAAUUCCGACGGUCUAUUGGGCGAACUGGAACCGAGGCCAACGUCUAUGUCGUCACCCCUACACAAGGCAGUGGCAGUUUCGAUGAUUGAGGAAGAGUCGGAACAAGAAUUGCCGGUACCCCAAGGAAUGACCGAUAAGAGCGAGAUGAAACCGGCGUCACGACCCAGGAAAACGACUCGGGACGUAUAUGCCGAUCUCCCACCACCAAUGACCACUCGUUCACGUCGAAAUGAUCCAGCUGUAACAACCCCAGUAACUCCAAUUGCCAAUCGCUUGGCUGCUCAAAACUUACCAACAUCUUCAAGUUUGAGCGUUCUUACAACGACCCCAGUGCCUUCUGACAAGACAACACCUGGAACGCAAGACUCGCCCACCUCCGAACGGCCAGAGUCAGUGACUCUUCCAUCGCCAGGAGGCAGCCGGAGUUCGCGCAAGAGGAAGGCUCGAUCAGGGACAAAGUCAGAGUCCCCUCAACAAGGGACGAGAUCGACAAGAAUAUCCAAACGCUUCCCACGUCUUGACUCGGAAUCCACCGACGAGUUACAUUUUUCGCCAGCCGCGAGUGUGCUUGAAAGGAGCAUGGUGCAUUCAAAGUCUGGCAGAUCAUUCAAGCAGAGUUUUGCUCCUAUACAUCGGACUGGUCGGUUGUUCGAGGGUAUGGUAUUUGCCCUCUCCUUUCAAGACAAGGUUAAGCCACAGGAGCGUAAGAAGAUGGAGACAAAGAUCACUCAGUCAGGGGGCACUAUCCUCACAGAAGGAUUUCAAGACAUGUUUGAGCAUUCAUCAAUCAUGAGCACAACUAGCCCAGUCAUGGACGAGGAAGAUGCACUGAAGCUUACGAAGCAAAGCUAUGAGAGUGGGUUCACGGCACUCAUCGCAGAUGCCCACUCACGCAAAGUCAAAUACAUGCAGGCACUGGCCCUAGGGUUGCCAUGUCUCGCUCAGCAAUGGAUUACAGCCUGUUGUAAUAAAGGUGCUAUUGUGGACUGGGAACCAUAUAUCCUUUGUGCAGGUGCGUCUGCUGUGCUUGGUAAUGCGCUGAGGUCAAGAAUUUUGGCGCCAUACUCAGCGGCUGAAGCCAGGCUAGUUGAUGUUAUUGAACAACGACCGCGGCUUUUAGAUGGGCAACGAAUUCUAGUUGUCGUAGACUCCAAAAAGUCACGCAACGAUGCCAAAGAGCCUUAUAUCUUCCUUGCUACUGUCUUGGGGCCGUCUAUUUCCAGAGUCUUUUCCACGCAACAAGCGCGGGAACUGUUACUGGAACAACAAAAAGCUGGAAAUCCGUUUGACUGGUUGUAUCUGGACAAAGGCACAGGGACAAUCGACGCGAUUCUUACACCUUCCGAGGUAUCUGGCGGCAAAAAGCGCCGGAAAUCAGCAGCAGCAACUCAACCCAAAAUUGAGAAUAUCCGUGUCUUGGAUGAUGAGCUUGUGAUCCAGAGUUUGAUUCUCGGACGCAUGGUGGAAGCAGACGAAAUGUAUACGUAA